Molecule: messenger RNA, 5243 nt
Organism: Triticum aestivum (bread wheat)
Lineage: Eukaryota; Viridiplantae; Streptophyta; Magnoliopsida; Poales; Poaceae
Product: OBERON-like protein
Exons: 9
Coding region: 236-2047 (603 amino acids)
Biological process (GO): maintenance of shoot apical meristem identity; maintenance of root meristem identity; regulation of gene expression
Cellular component (GO): nucleus
Source: RefSeq, a predicted model, not a curated record
GGUCUUUCUGGUUGGACUCGCACCAUUUCGUCCCUUUCUUUUUCCUACUGAAAACGGAAUAGAGAAAAUCUUUCUUCAUCUGCUUCCCGAGCUCCUCCUCGUCAACGUCGUCGGCAGAGCCGGAGCCUUACCCGGCACCAGAGAUUCGUUACUCGGGCCGUCUCCCCGUCCGUGUAGAUCACUCCGUCGCGCCGAGUUAUUAUUGCCUACAUGCUUUGCUAGGUUUUGAUUUUGGAUGGGAACCUCAUCAGGCGCAAAUUUCCAUCAACAGUUUCCACAGGGGAUGCCGCCCCCACGGCACAAUGGGGGCACCCCAAACCUGCAGACUUCCCUCUCUUUGGCCUCGUCAGACCAAGUUGGUACGCCAGAUAUGCAGGAGCGUGCGUCAAAUUCUGACCCGGGUCAUGACUCUGCCACUGAGAGUGCCAGUUCAAGGGAGACCUGGCCUGUAGAGCCAAACAAAAGCAGUGGUGGUGAUGCUGCGACCACUAUUAGAAUAGUGGAUAAAGAUAAGGAGGUAGCCACCCAAGGUGUUGCUGAACGGCAAGUCAUUCGUAGGAUCCCAAGUACCGGUAGAGUGACUCUCCGGGAGGUUGCUCGGGAAAGGGUUGAUCUAGUCGCUGAGAAAAUGAAGGUUAUGCCAGAUGAGGUGUUGGAUGAAAUCAAGAGUGAACUUCGGUCAAUUCUUGAAGGAACUGGGGGUUCUCAUCAUGUUGAGGAGUUCUUGUACCUGCAGAAGGUCGUCCAGAAUAGGGUGGAUUUGACACCAACUACACUUUUGAUGCCACACCAUGUUCAGCUGGAGAUUCUUGUUGCCAUCAAGACUGGAAUCCAGGCAUUUUUGCAUCCAAGUGUUAAUUUACCCCUGAGUCAUCUUGCUGAGGUUUACUUGUACAAGAGGUGCCGGAACAUCGCCUGUAAGAGUGCUCUCCCUGCCGAAGAGUGUAGGUGCAAUAUAUGUAGCAACAGGAAUGGCUUUUGCAACCUUUGCAUGUGUGUGAUCUGCAAUAAGUUUGACUUUGAAGUCAAUACAUGCAGCUGGAUUGGGUGUGAUGUCUGCUCUCACUGGACUCACACUGAUUGUGCAAUCCGUGAUGAGCAGAUUGGGUCCGGACAGAAAAUUAAUAACGGAAUUGCCCAUCCGGAGAUGCUUUUUCGGUGCCAAGCCUGCCAAAGGACAUCUGAGCUGUUGGGGUGGGUUAGGGAUGUAUUCCAACAAUGUGCUCCUGGCUGGGACAGGGAUGCGUUGUUACGAGAACUUGAGUGUGUUUGUAAGAUUUUCCGUCUAAGCGAGGACUCAAAAGGGAGGAACUUGUUCAGGAGAUGUGAUGAUCUGAUCGAAAGACUAAGAAGUGGUACUGCUCAAUCCAUGAGUCCUAGAGCGCUGCUGCCGGCACUCCAAGAGCUUGAGAUGGAUUUUUCAAAGAUGUCCGAAAAUGAAGAAUUGGGGCGCCUGAUCACUCCACAUGAGGCCUGCAAUCGAAUUGCUGAGGUUGUCCAAGAGGCUGUCAGAAAGAUGGAGACCGUGGCUGAAGAGAAGAUGCAGAUGUUCAAGAAGGCUCGCCUCGCGGUGGAUUCCUGCGAGCGUGAGCUGGAGGAGAAGACACGGGAGGCACGGGAGCUCAAGGCGGAGCAGCUGCGUAAGCAGCAGCAGGUGGAGGAGCUGGAGAGCAUGAUCCGGCUGAAGAGUGCUGAGGCCGAGAUGUUCCAGCUGAAGGCCAACGAGGCCCGGCAGGAGGCAGAGCAGCUCCAGAGCAUUGCGUUGGCCAAGUCGGAGAAGGCGGAGCAGGACUAUGCGAGCAUGUACCUCAGGCGCCGCCUGGAGGAGGCCGAGGCAGAGAAGCAGUCAAUCUUUGAGAAGAUCAAGCUGCGGGAGAACCCGAGGCCGCUGGCAACGGUGCCUCCCCAGGCGAGCAGUAGUGCUGCCACCGCGGCCCUCACCCCUGGCGACUCAUCACAGAUGAUGAUGCUGUCCAAGAUCCAGGACCUGCUGAAGAACGUCCGCAGCAUGCCGUCUGGCAAGUCGGACGUGCGGCAGUCGAAAUAGCCGGUGAUGCGUGUUUCAUGGGUGAUACUUUCUGCCAUGUAAAUUGAAAUAUGUCUCAUGAUGUUUCUUUAUUAGUUGCUGCAUAGUUAUACUGAAUUGCAUUGUCAUUUAUUUGCCGUUGUUGUAAUGUAAACUUAGUUUCAUAAUGACAAUGGGGGCUAAAACAGACCAAAUACGCCAUUUAAAACAAUAAUGAGGCUGGCCAACUUGCAUGGACAAGGCUCCCCCGAUCGGUUCCUUCGUCGGCCGUCAGAUCUAGCCUUCUCGCGUGGCUGGAUCGUAGAUCUUCACCUCACGGUCAAAGCUGAUUUUCACCUCGCGGUUGUUUUGGCUGGCCAAGGACGAGUGGGCUCGUCUCGCGUGCUUAUUGGCUGGGUUGGUCGUGCCCGGGUGCAUGAGGUUUUGGCCUAUCCCUACCCUGCAUCCCACAGCCAAUCCAUCCUCGCCUCGUCCCACUCCCGCACCAACCACCACCCAAACCCUAGCCCUGUUUCCCUGCGAUCCCCACAGCCUCUCCCGCCUCCUCCAUCCCUCCUCCUCGCCUCGCCAUGGCCUCCGCCCCGGGGCCUAGCCCCACCACUUCACCUUCCUUUUCUUCGUUGUCUGCGCCCGUCAGCGAGGCCUGGCUCCAGAUCAGGUGCGGGUUAGGCGAGCUCGGUGGUGGGAUGAAUGGGCAGAGGAGGUGGGCGAUGAGGGCAGGCAACAGUCGGGCGCGGCGGCCAUGGCCAAGGGCGCGGCUGGGGAGCUACGCACACGUCGAGUAACGGCGACCGCAUCCGGUGCCAACACCGAGCCGGAGCUGGGUCGAGGAGCCGGCCUCUGCCUUCGCCAUUGCCUGAGAGAAGCAACACCGACGUUGGGCUUUCCAUGUGCAGGAUGAUGAGGUAUGGCAUGGAAUGGUUGGGUUUUGAGUGGUAGGUGAUCCCUAUGCCGGCGGUCAUAGCGGCCAUCAUUGCCAAGCAGUAGAAGAGAAUGGUAACCAAAGCCACCUUUGUUGAUCAUGGAUUUAGAAGAAAGCCAACAGAGUAUGAAAAGGUUCUCAUGGGACUCACCCUGAACUGAAAUCUGUGUUCAACCUUGGUAUAAUUCUGUGACAAAAACCCCAAGUGGUCCAAUAUUUUGUUUAUUUAGUGCCUGUUGUUUUUGGUUUGUUAUAACCGAAUUUACAACCUACUAUUCAUGCAUUUCUUUUAUUCUGUUUUGGUGGGUUCUAAACUAUGAAAUUAGGACUAUAGUUUAUUAGUUUGAGACCUGCUUCUGGAUAAAGAAUGGAAGGAAGAAUUCUUACUUCAUGAUGACACACAUGAUUGUCAAACUACAGAAAAUACUUGACUUAUGUACUGUAUGAUUCCCGAGUUCCUUUGCUUUCAAGAUUUAAGUGGGGGAACUCGUGAGCUUAUGAAUGAGUGAUUCGGAUUUAUCUAAUUGGGAACUAGCAAAUCAUGCAGAGUAAGGGUUUUUUCUGCUCGUAUAGAUUGGUUGGUCGAUUGCUUGAUACAUCAUACCUUAAACAUCAUAACUUCUGAUUGGGGGGGCCUGGUUGAUGCCCUGUCUGAUGUGAAUCUUUUGGGAUGCGCGGGUAUAUACUUCCACCACUAUAUACAAAAAUGAGUACUGCCUUUAACAUGGGCAUGAUAUUAAAUUUGAGUGAAUCUAAGGGCCUACUGGGUGCAUAAUCUGGGGCUAUAUUAUUUUAGAUUUUUUUUGUGUGUGCGAGGAGCAGUUCUACAAUCUCUUCAUGGUUCAUCAUUUACAUAUUAGUUGGAUGAUAUCUUUUAAUCUGUUGUGACUGACUUGCUGCUUAUAUGGACAAAUGAGUACAACAUUUAACAUGGGCAUGAUGUUAAAUUUGAGUGAAUAUAAGGGCCUACUGGCUGCAUAAUCUGUGGCUAUUUUUUGUGUGUCUGCGAGGAGCAAUUCUACUAUCUCUUCAAGGUUCAACGUUUAUAUAUUAUUUGGAUAGUAUCUCUUUAUUUUGUUAUUGUGACUGACCAGCUGCUUACUUAUAUGGACAACUUGAACUGAAAGCAAGAGUAGAAGCCCAUGAGAUGAGACACAAGGGAAAUAUGCAUGAAAAUGGCACAAUCAUGAUUUAGUUUGGUCAGCAAGUACCUAAUUACAAGUCAUCAGCUAACGAUUCUCCCCAAGAAGUGUUCGGAAUGAGCAAAGAAAGCUUUAAUGAGAAGAAUAUUGAUGUUGUACAAUAGCUGGAAGAUCACAAGAGAUCGACCUUUUGGAUGGUCUAAUACUUCCUAUAUGGGCACAUAGAAAAGCCACUACGCGUUGCUGAAGCUGGAGUCAUGAUGGCGUUAGUAACCUUGGUGAUGCUUCUUAUACGGCAAACCAACUUGUUCUUGAUUAUCCUAUGGGUUAUUUAUCCAGAUGUUGCACAUAGGAGUACUGUGGAGCUAAUAAUUAUUUGAAUCUGAGCUAGCCUACUAUUUCAAUCUGAGGUCAAAAAUUACAAAUCUCAGUGUUUGUUUUCAGGUCCCUCAUACAGUGGUUCAGAAAAAAACCUAUCCAAUGGAGAUGAUGCAUGAGGAGCAGCAAAGUCUAUGUUCUUUUUCUCGCUCGUGAGUUUACUUUUUUAUGGUUGGAUGCCAAGUAGCCAAUUAGACACUUUUUUGUAGAUUAGUUGCUUAGUUUCAUAUGUUAAACUGCGUUGUCGAGUGUAGUGAACAAGCAAUCAACGCGGCACAUGUGGAAGUUGUGAAUGGCACCGGUCUUGUCAUACUUAUGAGCAGGAGCACCGGCCACAUUACUCUUCAUGCCACUCUGAGCAGUUGGCUGCUGCUUGAGAUUGAUUUCCAUGUUGAAGGGAAGGGAGACCUGAUUGAGUUCCUGUAUAUGCAAGGAUAAAUAAGAAGGGGCAUUGUCGUGGUUGUUGCUGAAGGUGUUGGUCAGGAGCUGAUUACCGGGACUGAUGACAAGAAUGGAGAGCAGGAUGAGUAUGUCAACAUGCUGUUCCUUGACGUUGGCCUUCUUCUAUGAAGUUCACAUGCAAUUCUCCUCCAUGGUUAGAAAAAACUAAUUUAAACAUUUUGUUUCUUGGAUGGUUACUCAUUUCUCUUGCCGUUGUUGUAUCAAAACAAUUGCAUUUUCGUUGAUGUCUGCUUGGGCUCAUUUUCAAGGAGAAUGAGAUGUGGAAUAAACUACUCUGAAAUGGUUGGUUCCCUUCAAACAAUUUAUUAGCUAA